CCCUGUCUGAGGCACGUGUUUUCACCCUGUACCUCCGGUAUUGCAUUUCGCAUUCCAAAGAAUUUAAAAUCAGAACUUCUAUUGAUUGGGUGGCAGCACCGCAAACAGCUGAAGAGCGAAUGAACCAUAAAGCAACGGAAUAUGGCUACUAAACUAAACGUAAAUAUUAGAACUCUUCUGACCAAUUGCGAGGAGCUAGCUAAAGAUGAAGCCAACUACUGGAGGCUUAAAAAGUUCAUAAAAUCACUGGACACUAUGAUAGAAGAACUUAAGGGAUGCGACGACAUCGGUAGUAAUCUGAAAGUACCAGACUACACAAAACGACUUAAUGAUCUCAAAGCCCUUACCAACUAUAUAGACAGCCCACCGCCAGUUAAGAGCUUGCGUUCAAAGCUACGCCCGGCAUAUGAAAUUGGUGAUGAUGCCCUGAAAGAAGUGCAGCAACUACAAAGCUCCAAACACCAUGCAGAUUUAAGAAAGGAUUUAUUGGGAGACGAUACACUGCGCCGACGUAAACCGGAUGAUAGUGCAACCAGCGCGGAAAAUAUGGGCGAAGCCGUUAAAUAUUAUAGCGAGGCACAAGAAAAAAUUACCGAGCAUAUGCUUUCGCUUACGCGGAAUUUAAAGGAGCAGACCGAGACCGCAAAUCGGAUAAUUAAAAGGGAUACUGAAAUCGUGUCAAAGUCUACAAAUAUGGCCGAUCGCAAUAUUAAUUCCUUAAAUAAAGAAACAGAAAAAUUAGAGGAACACUCUCGCAACCGCUGUAUUUGUUGGAAUGGUAUUGUUUAUGAAAAUUAUGAAAAAGAGGAAAGUUUAAACUGAAAGUUUAAAAGUACUUGCGAAUAAAUAUCUACAAUUUUUUAUAUUUCAUAAAUAGCAAAA
This is a messenger RNA of Rhagoletis zephyria (snowberry fruit fly), 882 nucleotides long. RefSeq names its product Vesicle transport protein Use1 (gene Use1). Gene Ontology annotation, biological process: retrograde vesicle-mediated transport, Golgi to endoplasmic reticulum. The record is from RefSeq and is a predicted model, not a curated record. Gene Ontology annotation, molecular function: SNAP receptor activity. Gene Ontology annotation, cellular component: endoplasmic reticulum; SNARE complex. NCBI's taxonomy places the organism in Eukaryota, Metazoa, Arthropoda, Insecta, Diptera, Tephritidae.